Hydra vulgaris (swiftwater hydra) is the source of this 6991-nucleotide messenger RNA. RefSeq lists its product as uncharacterized. Gene Ontology annotation, molecular function: U7 snRNA binding. The record is from RefSeq and is a predicted model, not a curated record. Lineage: Eukaryota; Metazoa; Cnidaria; Hydrozoa; Anthoathecata; Hydridae. Gene Ontology annotation, biological process: mRNA 3'-end processing by stem-loop binding and cleavage. Gene Ontology annotation, cellular component: U7 snRNP.
AAAAAUUUAAUGUUUUAAUGGCAGUAAAUUAAAAUAAUAAUGGAUGAAGAAAAAAUAGAACAAAAAAGCAAGAAGAUGAAGUAUACAGAAGAAUUACUAAAGAGUGUAAUCAUAGAAAAAAAAGAUCCCAAGAGAAAAAGAAUGAAAGAGCGCAAGCAAACAGAAAAAAAAAGACAGAAAGAAGAGAGAGAUAAAGUGAAGAAAAAUAAAAGAAAUAAAAGUCAAUAUAUUAGUGAAUCAUUGUCUUCAUCAAUCAGCAUGAAAUCAUCUGUAGAUCCUAAAUCUGUUUCUUUUACAUUGGAUCCUCCUGUAAAACUAUCUGAACCUUUGUCAUCUGAUGUCAUAAUUGAGCAACAAAAGGCGAUGAUAUCCAUAGAAAAAGAGGUGAAAAGUAGAACAAUUUCAAAGUUGGAACGUCGUAAAGCAGCAUUUGAAAAAAUUACAAAGAAGACAGUUGACAUGUUAAUAGAUACUAAGUUAAAAACACCUAAAAAGAAAACAGUUCUGGAAAAGAUGGAAUCAAAUUCAACUAAAUCUGGUCCAAUGCGGGUUUUGUAUGACAGUGUUAAAGAAGGUCAUAAAAUUAAAGUGUGGAUAAGACGUUACAAUGGUUUACGUGGUGUUGUUUCUGGGUAUCUUAUAGCAUUUGAUUUUCAUAUGAAUUUAGCUAUGAUUGAUGUUUGCGAAACAUAUACAAUUGAAACAUGGAUGGUUGGUCAACCAGUCCGAAAUAAAAAGAAAAAAAAAGACGAAUGUAAAACUGUUACUUCUACAUGCAAUUACACAUCUGCACUUAAUUUUGAAAAGAAAUCUGCUGAAAAUGUUUCUAAUCAAAGCUUAUCAUCGACAACCAUAUUUUUCAAAGCUUUAACAGAAAAACUUAAAAGCUCUAGGAGCGACUCAGUUGUUAGUACUAAACCUAAGGACAUUUCGUAUUUAAAUGAUACUGUUAUGGAGGUUUCAAAACAAAAGUAUAGUGAAAAGGAGGAGACUAAUGUUUCAAGUAAUUUAUCUGAAAAAAAUGAAGCUGCCAAUAAUGGGACUCCAUGUUUAUCAUUAAAAGAUUUUUCCCCUACUUUAUGGUCUAUUUUACAGUCUGUCCCUAAAAAAGAAAUGGAAAAUCCUUGUCAAUCUCCUGUUAUUGAAGAGAGCGUUUCUGACUCGAGCUAUAGUUUAGUUAACUCAAUGUUAGAAUUGUUGAAAACAAGAGCUGAGCUACCUAGAAAUACAGAAAUAGCACAUUCUACUUUAAAUAACUCUGAAAGAAAGAGUUUUUAUGAUGUUUCAAAUAGUAAAUUAAAAAAUAAUUUUUCGGACGAUUCAACAAGUAAAUUAGUCAAACGUCCUAUUGAAAUAUCUUCUGAUUAUUCUGCAUCUUUCUCGUUACUUUCUGGAAAUUCAGAUAAAAUUUCAUUUUCUUCUCAUAAACAUGUUCCUGACGUCAUUUCUCCUGUUUCUCAUUAUAUUGCUGCUACAUCAUCUCAUUUUGCUGGUUUUCAUUAUGUUGCUCCUCCUGAACUAAAUGCUUUUGAAAGUUUAUCAUACCAAAGUUUUACAGAAAAUAUCAAAUCAGAAUACGACAAAGACUUAAAUUUAAACAUUAAAACUGAUGAUUGUUGUAAGACCAAUACAGUGUUUAAUGAAAAACCAAUGCAAGAAGGAAGUAACAUUGAAUUAGAUCAUGCUAAAAUAAAAACAGCAACAGAAAGCAGUUGUCUAUUCAAACCACAAAAUCUUGAAGUUGUUCAACCAAAUAAAGUUCGCCCUUUAGAUCCUAGAAUUAAAAGGGUUGAAAAUAUUGAAGUUAGUCCAACGGUAACUAAAGUCUUUGUCAGCGAUCCAAAAAUGAAUAACAUUAUUAGCAAUCCGACUCCUUUGUUAGUAAAUAAAAAUAGAAGUGAUUGCUCUUUAUCUAUUUCAAAAUCAGAUUUCCAAUUAAAGUUUAAAAAAUCGUCAGACAAAAUGUGUCUAGCUGAACGGAAGAAUAUGAAUUGUCUGAAUAUGUCUGAUGAAAAAAAAAAAUCUAGUAAAACUGCCAGUUUUGAAAUUGUUGACACUGUAAUUGAUAGUGAUGACAACCAAAAUGAGGUUACUGAGAUUUUAUGGAAAGUCAACAGCAUAACCCCAUUCAGUAGCCGAAGAUAUGUUCAUGAUCAGGAUUUGUUUGGUUCAGAAGCGUCUAAUCUGGUUGUUAAUAGUAUGCUGAUUCAAAAGGAACCCAGUAUAGUAUUAAAGAAUAAAUCAAAUGAAAGUUUGUUAUUAUCAUCUAUAAAGUCUGAUGACAAACUCCCUGUAAAAAUUGAUUUUAUUCAAAGUGGCACUCUUCAAACUGAAUCCAUUAUUGACCAAGUAAAAACAACAAAAAAAUCAAGCAAUGCAUGUGUUUUGUCUAGCUCACGUAAAAAGGACUUUGCAGCUUGCUCAAAUUCACUCACUAGGUCAUUUCAGGAUACAAAGUAUAAUAAUUGCAGGUUUAUUUUUUAUUCAAUAGGAAAACAAUUACAUAAAAAAAAAUUAAAAACUUAUGAUUUACGCAAUCAGUUCGAAAAUAAAAUAGUUUCUUCCUUUACUAAAAUUACUCCUUGGUUUGAGGUUGAUAAUCUAGAAAACCCACACUCAUUAGAUGACGAAACUGGAAAAAUAAGUUGUUUACCAGACUCUUUAGAAGAAAAAAUAAAUUUCAAAUUACCAAAUUUUUUAAAUGACGCAAUAGGUUUAAACUUGCCAGAGUCUUUGAAGAAGGAAAAAAGUUCCAAUUUAACUUUAAAUAAGGAACCCACUCAUCGCUUAACAGACUCUUUAAAUCACGAAAUAACUUUCACAUUAUCAGAUAAAGAAAAACCCCUGGAUUUUGUAACUUUGCCAGAAAUGCAUUUAAAUAACGAUAUUCAAAAUAUACCGCCGUCCACACAAACAAUUGUUUCUAGUCAUUGCUUUUUCGAUGAUAAUUUGAAAAUGGAAACGCAUCAGUCUGAUUUAACAGACUACUCACAAAAAGGUCAGGAUCAAUAUAGUUAUCCCCAUACAAACGAUGAAACAAAAGGUCAGGAUCAGUAUAAUUAUCUCCAUAAAAACGAUGAAACAAAAGUUCAGGAUCAAUAUAAUUAUCUCCAUAAAAACGAUGAACUAAAAGUUCAGGAUCAGUAUAAUUAUCUCCAUAAAAAUGAUGAAACAAAAGUUCAGGAUCAAUAUAAUUAUCUCCAUAAAAACGAUGAACUAAAAGUUCAGGUUCAGUAUAAUUAUCUCCAUACAAACGAUGAAACAAAUAUAGAUAGAACUCAUAAUAAAAACACUGAAAUUGUGAAAGAUUUGAUCGAGUUUUUACUUGAAAAAGUGUGUCAAAAUCAUUUUUACGAGAACAAUUAUAGUAUGACUUGCAAUAAAGUUUGUAAUGAUACCAGAUUAAAACAUGACUCUAAUGUGAUUUAUUCUAUUGAUGAUGAUGAGUUAAAGUUUCAGCCUGGCAGUGUAAUAGAAAAUGCAAAUUUGAAUAUUAAACAAAAUGAAUUAAUCGGUGAAUUAGAUAAACAAAAAAACAAGCUAGAAAUAAAAUCAUCAAUAAACAUAUCAUUUGACAAAAAUAAAAUCGAUGAAAUUCUAGAAUGUAAUGAAAACGAACGAAAUUCAGCUUUUUCAGCAAAUUUAACAUCAAACUGUAGCAUCAAGCCUGCAUGCAUGGAAAAAGACGAGUCAUUUAUCUUACAUAUAAAAAAGAAUGUUUUUCGGACCAAGCCUCUUAUAUCUUCUAUCGGCUCAUUGAAGUGCAAGUCACUAGUUUGUGAAUUUGAAGAAACUAAAGAGGACGGAGAGUUAACAGACAGCGAAGGCGAAGGUGUUGAUUUGAAUAAAAUUGAGUUAAAAAAAGAUAAUGAAGAAAAGGAUAAAAGUAUUGGAGAGAGUCGAAAGAAAAAGAAGAAUAUAACACAAAAUUAUCAAGAAGAUCAAACAUUAAAAGAAAGUUUAAAGAAUGUUAUAACCAGUGUAUCCGAAAUAAAAAAGUGUUCUGUCAGGUAUAGUAGAGAUCUGUCUAAUAAUAGAGAUGUGGAUUAUGGAGAAAAUUUUGAUUCUGAAUAUAGUAAUGAAAAUGUUUUUGUUAGUGACAAAAGUUCCUCUCUCAAGAAUUUAUCAAGUGCAGAAAAAUUUCCUUUUAUAAAAAAUCUGGAUGACAGUGAAAAAAUAUAUUGUAAAGUAGUGACCAAUGGGACAAAAUCAGAAAAGUCAACUUGUGAUAAAUCAUCUGAAAAAUUACUUUGUGAUAACUCUUCAGAGAUAUCAUCUUGUGACAAUUUAUUAGAAAUGUUUUCUUGUGAUAAAUCUUGCGAUUCGGAAUAUCAUAAUUGUUCUAGAGAUAAAAAUCGAAUAUUAAGCAAACAGCAGACAAAAGAAUUAAGCUCUCAUAGAGAAUGUGAUAGGAAAUCGAAAAACGAAAUGAGUAGCACCGACAGAAGAUUAAAAAGUGUAGGUACAUUUGAAAAUAAUGAUGAAAAGUUAAUUUGUAAAAGUAUAAGUUAUGAAGAAUUUAAAAGUGAUAAUGAAAAAAAGACUAAUAAAAAGUUAGAAAACGAAAGUGGUAAUGGAAAAAAAACUGAUAAAAAGUUAAAAAACGAAAGUAAUAGUUUUAAAAAAACUGAAAGAAAAUCAAGUUGUGAACGAAGUAGUUAUGAAAAAUUGGAUAGAAAAUCGAAAAGCGAACGAAGUAGUUAUGAAAAAUCUGAUAGAAAAUCAAGUUACGAACAAAGUAGUCAUAAAAAAUUGCAUAGAAAAUCAAGUUGCGAACGAAGUAGUAACGAAAUAUCUGAUAGAAAAUCAAGUUGUGAACGAAGAAAUUAUGAAAAAUUGGAUAGAAAAUCGAGAGGCGAACGAAAUAGUUAUGAAAGAUCAGAUAGAAAAUCGAGUUGUGAACGAAGUAGUUAUGAAAAAUUGGAUAGAAAAUCGAGAAGCGAACGAAGUAGUUAUGAAAAAUCUGAUAAAAAAUCGAGUUGUGAACAAAGUAGUCAUAAAAAAUUGGAUAGAAAAUUAAGUUGCGAACGAAGUAGUUAUGAAAAAUCAGAUAGAAAGUCAAGUUGCGACCAAAGUAGUCAUAAAAAAUUAGAUAGAAAAUUGAGUUGUGAACAAAGUAGUAACAAAAAAUCAGACAGAAAAUCGAGUUGCGAACGACGGGAUUAUGAAAAAUUGGAUAAAAAAUCGAGGGACGAAACUAGCAGAGAUGGAGGAUCUGAUAGAAAAUCAAGUUGCAAAGAGGGCAGUUAUGAAAAAUUAGAUAAUAAAUCAAGUCGGAAAACUGAUUGUUUAAAAAAAUCAAAAAGAUAUUCAAGUUGCGAAAGAAGCGAUUAUAAAAAUUCAGAAACAAAUUCAAAUUGUGAAAGCAGUGUUUUAAAGAAAUCUGUAAGAAAUUCAAGUUGCGAAAGCAGCAGUUAUGAAAAGUUGAAUAAAAAUCAGGAAAAAAUUUUUCAAGAAAAAUUAAGAAUAUCAAGAGGUGAACGUAGCAGCUGUGAAAAGUCGAAAAACAAAUCUAAAGAUGAAAGUAGUAGUUGUGAAAAGUUGAAAAACAAAUCAAAAGAUGAACGUGGCAGUUGUGAAAAGUUGGAAAACAAAUCUAAAGAUGAAUGUAGUAGUUGUGAAAAGUUCGAAAACAAAUCAAAAGGUGAACGUGGGAGUUGUGAAAGGUUGGAAAACAAAUCAAAAGAUGAAUAUAGUAAUUGUGAAAAGUUAGAAAACAAAUCAAAAGAUGAACGUGGCAGUUGUGAAAAGCUGGAAAACAAGUCAAAGGGUGAAGGUAGCAGUUGUGAAAAGUUGAGAAACAAAUCAAAAGGUGAACGUAGUAGUUGUGAAAAGUCGGAAAACAAAUCAAAAGAUGAAUGCAGUAGUUAUGAAAAGUUGGAAAACAAAUCAAAAGAUGAACGUAGCAGUUGUGAAAAGUUGAAAAACAAAUCAAAAGAUGAACGUAGCAGUUGUGAAAAGUUGAAAAACAAAUCAAAAGAUGAACGUAGCAGUUGUGAAAAAAUGAAAAACAAAUCGAAAGGUGAACAUAGUAGUUGUGAAAAGUCGGGGAAAAAAUCAAAAGAUAAAUGUAGUAGUUGUGAAAAGUUGGAAAACAAAUCAAAAGGUGAACGUAAUAGUUAUGAAAAGUUAAAAAACAUAUCAAAAGAUGAAUGCAGUAGUUCUAAAAAAUUUGACAAUAAAUCAAAAGGUGAAUGUAGCAGUUUUAAAUCAUCGGAAAAUAAAUCAAACGGGAAAAAAAGUAGUUCUGAAAAAUCUGACAGCAAGCUAAAAAGUUCUCAAAAGUUAGACAAAAUAUCCAGCUGUGAAAAUGUCUGUCAUCAAAGUUUGAAAGAAAAAUCAAAAAUUGAAGAUAGCAAUAAAAAGUUUUUUAAAUACAGGAAAUCAUCUUCUGAAGACACUUCUAAAUAUAAUACAGACAAUUUCAUAUUUUCUGACUCUCCUUUACCUCCAACAAAUAAAAUCGAAAUAAAAUCCGAUACAGAAAAAGAUCUUCUUAGCCCAAAAAAUUUAUCAGAUUUUUUACUCAAGGAAGAACAAACAGGUUUGAUUGGCGGCAAUAAAAUACUUCAACAAGAUAUAAGUUCUAAAAAGGAGUCCGAUUUAAACGUGUUUCAGAAACGGAAUCGAGAAAAAACUACUCAAAUAAAAAGGAAACUCGAUGAACGAGAUGAUCAGACCGUCAUUUCAAUAAAAAAUGAAAACACUGAAAAUUUUAAUACGUCUAUUCUACCUAAAAAGAAGCCAUCAUUGAUUCACACCAAGCAACUAAUGAAAGAAGGAGGAUUCCUGGAAAGACGUUCACAACACAAUCUUGAGUUAAAAGAAAAAGCAAGAACGGAAAGUUUAUUAAAGUCUGUCCAACCUAUCACGUUUAUUCCAAAUAAUCCUAAAUCUGGUCUCAUUUAUAAGAAACGCUAUGUUAAUCAACUUUUUGUUAGAGGUGACAAUAUUAUAAUGGUGGCUUACGAUAAAUCUUUAUAAGUUUAAA